Molecule: messenger RNA, 1476 nt
Organism: Cryptomeria japonica (Japanese cedar)
Lineage: Eukaryota; Viridiplantae; Streptophyta; Pinopsida; Cupressales; Cupressaceae
Exons: 8
Coding region: 83-1183 (366 amino acids)
Cellular component (GO): cytoplasm; nucleus
Source: RefSeq, a predicted model, not a curated record
ACAAUGAGUUUACUUAAAGAAGCCGGGAAAAACAGGGAUCAACAUUCGUUUUGUGAGGAUCCACUCCUCCAACACAUAUGACAUGCACUCUCUGGUAACUGUUGGGAGCAUUUUGCCAAGCCUUCUCACGUUACGCCCACGUUUGUUCACACGGUUUUGUUUUUCAAUGACGUCUGCGGUAAGGUCAGUUGAAGAAAACGAAAGUAGAGUGAAAAGAGUUGGCACUCAUAAUGGAACUUUUCACUGUGAUGAAGCUUUGGGCUGUUACAUGAUACGCCUUACUGCUAAAUAUGCUGGGGCAGAGAUAGUCCGCACCAGAGAACCAAAGGUAUUAGAUACAUUAGAUGCUGUGCUGGAUGUUGGAGGAGUUUAUGAUCCAAGCAGAGACCGUUUUGAUCAUCACCAAAGGGGAUUUGAUCAAGUUUUUGGACAUGGAUUUGCAACCAAGCUUAGUAGCGCUGGGCUUGUUUACAAGCAUUAUGGAUUGGAGAUCAUUGCCAAGGAGCUUGGUCUAGAUGCAGGGCAUUCAGAUGUACAACGUGUCUAUUUGGCUGUAUACAAGAGUUUUGUAGAGGCCAUUGAUGCUGUAGAUAAUGGAAUCAAUCAAUAUGAUACAGAUCAGCCUCCAAAGUACGUUAACUCUACACACCUGUCAUCUCGAGCUGGGAGGUUGAACUUAGAUUGGAUUGAUGAAGAUCAAUCCCAAGAGAAAGAAAAUGAAAGAUUUUAUUGUGCCAUGAAUCUUGCUGGUGGAGAAUUUUUAGAGAAUGUUCGAAGUCAUGCCAAAUCCUGGCUACCUGCUCGCUCUAUUGUGGAGGAAUCAGUAAGAGCAAGGCAAGAGAUUGAUUCAAGUGGUGAAAUUGUGGUUUUGAAGCGAUUUUGCCCUUGGAAGCUGCACUUGUUUGAGCUUGAACAGGAAUUAAAGAUAGAGCCGUCCAUUAAAUAUGUGUUAUAUGAGGAUGAAAGGGGUCAACAAUGGAGGGUGCAAGCCGUUGCUGUUUCACCUGAUAAAUUUGAAAGUCGUAAGCCCUUACCAGAAUCAUGGAGAGGUUUACGUGAUGAAGACCUUUCUAGGCAAUGUGACAUUCCUAAUUGUGUCUUUGUUCACAUUAGUGGUUUCAUUGGUGGAAACAAAUCUUUUGAAGGAGCAUUGGCAAUGGCAAAAGCUGCUCUCAAGUUGUAAUUUAGUUUUGGUGUCUCAAUCCCAUAAUGAUUGUUGAGACUCGAGAAUACAGUCUGGGUGGUUAGCACAAAUUUCCAUGUGGUAGCAUUUGUUCUAUUUAUAUGGUGAAAGUUUUAAAGAUUAUACUCCAUGAAUACCAUCAAAGUAUUUGGUGUCAAAAACAAUGUUGUAUAAGUGAUGGUAGCAUUAGUUCAUGGAGCUAUUUACUGGUGGAAAUUCUUAUAAAUUCUCCUUGGAUGCCAUCAUAUUAUUUUAGUUGAAGAAUAGUAUAAUACUUAUCCAUUCCUUUGUUA